UAAUGGUGUAGCCCCCCCGAAAACGAUGACGUUCAAUUACGAACUCUUGCUGUGUUGUCACACCAGCUGUUUGCAGAAGGAACAAAGUGUCAGUGAACAAGGCUGUUUUGCAAGAAUUUGGGAUUUAAUAAUUGGAUAAUAAAGGCGAUCUCUUCGUGAAGACAUGAGACGGGAGUUACGGAAUAAAUGACAGUUUGCAAAAGUGAACAAUUUCUCACAGAAGUGCUUACAUAAGACUGCAAGACGAUAUCGAAUGGUGGAAAGGGAUAGAUGAGCAAAUAAAGGUCGCUUUAAAUAAAGCCCAGCCUAUUUACAAACUUCUUGGCUGAAUCUUCGGCAAGGAUUUAGGCUAUAGCCACACUCCGGAAGUGUGCGCCAACAAGUGGCGCAAGUUUGCGUGCGAGUCAUGAACGUGGGCACGGCUCACAGCGAGGUCAACCCCAACACGCAGGUGAUGAACAGCCGGGGGAUAUGGCUGUCCUACGUCCUAGGCAUCGGGCUGCUGCACGUCAUCCUUCUCAGCAUCCCUUUCGUCAGUGUCCCCGUAGUCUGGACUCUCACCAACCUCAUCCACAACAUGUGCAUGUACCUGCUGCUGCACACGGUGAAGGGGACCCCGUUCGAGACGCCGGACCAAGGCAAGGCGCGGCUGCUCACGCACUGGGAGCAGAUGGACUACGGCGUCCAGUUCACAGCCUCACGCAAGUUCCUCACCAUCACACCCAUCAUCCUGUAUUUCCUCACCAGCUUCUACACCAAGUAUGACCGGGUCCACUUCAUCAUCAACACCGUGUCCCUCCUGACUGUCCUCAUCCCCAAGCUCCCACAGCUGCACGGCGUGCGCAUCUUUGGCAUCAAUAAGUACUGAGGCACAAAGGCCAUGAGUGUGUGUGUGUUUGUUUGUUUGUUUGUUUAUAAGGACUAAACUUCCUCCUCUCUUCUGUACCAAUGGUUGGUGAAGUAUUGCUCAGCGCUCAGACGUUGAGGCCAAAGGCGAGGAAGGAUUAGGCGACUCAACCCCCCCCCCCCCACUCCUUUGCUUUCAGUGUCAAUCUCAUCUGCCAUGGUAGAGCCACUAAGGGACUGGAACUGUGUGUGUGUGCGUGCGUGCGUGCGUGCGUGUGUGUGUGUGUGUGUGUGUGUGUGUGUGUGUGUGUGUGUGUGUGUGGCAUCGUUUGGAGAAAUGAAGAGGACCCGAGUACGGAGGACAGUGGCUUGGCCCUGGCAAAUCGACGACCCUUGGAUAUCUGUGUCUGUCAAUUAUUUGUCUGCCCUCUGUGUGUGUGUGUGUGUGUGAGUUUGUACCGUUUUCUAAGCAAGCAAGAAGAGGCUCCCCAAAGACUGUGAAAGCCAGGAGCCUAAUUGCCUCCCUCGGCCCCUGUCAGAGGAAGCCAAAUGUACCAGGCUGUGAUGGGAGAGACGUUAAGAGAAGGGCAGUGGAUAACCUCAACAGCCACCCUAUUUUUACACAGCACCAUCAGACGGUACUGAGCACAUUAUAAUCUCUGGCCUGCACUCUUUCUCCUUUUGCCCUCUUUCUGUCCUUUUCCUUCUCGCCCCUUUCUCCCUCUCCUCUCUCUCUCUCUCUCUCUCUCUCUCUCUCUCUCUCUCUCUCUCUCUCUCUCUCUCUCUCUCUCUCUCUCUCUCUCUCUCUCUCUCUCUCUCUCUCUCUCUCUCUCUCUCUCUCUCUCAGAGUCUCAGUGCACUAGUUGAGUGGGCCAAGGUGGAUGAGUGUGUGGUGUGGGCGGUGGGGCUGGUUUGUGGACGGAGGAAGUCAGUCUGACCAAGGGAAUUAUUUUUAGCUUGUGCCCCUAAUUGUCAGGAAACGUCGGGGAAAGUCCAGACAUACUUAUAUGAUUGUCUCAGUAUCGUUACAAUUCUUCUUCUCCUCACCCCCAAGUUAACCUGAGCCCCAUUCUGUCAUUCCUUGGAGACGCUUUCAUGCCGCAACUGUUCCCACACUGGAAAUCUGCCAUUCCUCAAGCACACGUCAUCUCUCCGGGCGGGAGUCAGUGGGGAGAGCAUUAAGGUGUAGGGGGGGGAAAGGUUAGUGUUUUACAUGAUCUUUGCACACUUCACAUAUUUCAUUAGCAGGGAUAAGAUACUUUAAGUGUGUUGUGCCAUCGUGACUGAUAGCUAUUGAUUGCCUUGUCAGGAGCGUUGAUGAGACAAGACAGAUAAAAGGCCUGUGGAGGUUUCGGAGCGAGACCAGAUGACCGUUGGACUGUGCUCUGGACAGUCUCAGAAAAAGAAGGCAUACCAUUGGCAAACCAUUCAAACUAUUCCCUUUUGUGCUUGUUCUAACAUUGACCUAUUUGGUACUGGCAUCUAACACCACUUUGUGGUAAGAGCCUUAAAGCCAUUAAAUGUAGUCCUACAAGUAAAGCCUUUAAUUUUAUGGUUAUUUUAUUUAUUUAAUCCAAACAGUGCAGAUGGAUUUUCUUGCCUCUCUUUGUUCAAUUUCCAACGACUGCAGUUCAGUUGCCAGUGACAUUAUCUUUUUUGGGGUUGAUAUUAUUAUGUGGAGUUCUAUUAUUAUGAGAUUUGUGUUGUAGUGGGAUGCUUGUUGUUGUAUAUGGGUACAGAUCAGCAGACGGCAGUCAGUAAUGGUGCAACACAACCAUAAUGUCAGCACAGAGUCGCCAUUGUUCAAGCAGAUGGGUCCUGCCUAAAGAAGGGCCUCUGUUUUUUAAAGUCACGACUCUGGGUCUAAUCGGCCUGGAACCUUUACUUUGGCGUUGGUUAGCUCCCUAACUGAUCUGGAAACAGCCCAGAGGGGACUCCAGGGUGUCUCGAUGACAUUAAUUGUCAAAGCGGAGACUCGCAGCACAGUAAGGGGUUUCCCUCGGGCCCUUUGCUGUCUUUUUGACAAAGUAGGACAGGGCUAAUUUUGGUGUGCCGAGGCGAGGGAGACUUUUUUUCUUUUUUAUCAUGAAGCACUUGUGAACUGAAUGGGUCAUUGGUGUGUUUUCAGCAGAAAUGGCUUAUCAUUUUUUUCCCCCACUACUAAACAACAACAUCCGUGAUCCCUGAGAGAUACUGUCCUGAGUAGUGUUUGUCAGCUUAUGACCUCUGAGGCUUGUGUUUUGAGAGUGUAAUGUUUCCGCCAUUUGGUUUGUACAUGUACAUGAUUUGGUUGGUACAUGUUUACUGUGCAGAUAAGGAAAGGGCCUACAUGCAAAUCAUAUUGGUUGUGACUGAUGGAGACUAAUUGUGGCAGCCUUUGGUUGCUGGAUAGAGACUGUGAAGAUGUUCUUCCAUGGAACCUGAGCAUAUGCAGUUUGAGCUCUUCGUAUACAACAAUGUUUGUAAUACUUUGUGUUCAUUGCAAUACAGUAUUCAUUUGUAGCAUCCCAGUCACAGAAAAUAACAUGUCAUUGUUAUUUGACCGGUUCUUCAUACAUGUGUGUCAGAUGACCCUCCAUUGUAACAUUUUACGUGGUUCUCAAAAAGCUGUUAUCAGUUCUGUUUUUUUGUUUAAUGAAAUUAUUUACAUGACAUUGUUUACUUCUCAUUCUUCACUGUCACUUGAAGCAGAAGGUCACGUCCUUGGAAGUAGCGGACACUCAAAACCAAAAGUUGACCGUCAUCGCUCUGCUGCACCCUUUGCAACGUGAGGCAGGGCCUUGUGCCGGCUCGCUGACCCUAAUGUGGCCACUUGUUAAACACUGAGGAGAGGUGACCGUCUGACCAGGGCGAGAGUGACUGACCACCUCUGUGUCUGAUAGUCGAGCGUUGCUAUCAGAGGAAGUGAGCUGUCAUCGAGGGUGUUGAUUAUUGGUUAGAACUGCUCCUGCAUGCUCCUUUUCUCCCUCUGCUUCACUCUCUUUCUCUCUCACUGGCUCUCGGUCUCCUCUUCUCCAUUUCAGACAGGCAAACAGUGGGGUUGACAAGUGGACUUUGAUAUGUUUUGAGACCUGUUAAACUGAGGUGUAAUGAUUUCAGACCCUUUUUCAUACCCUUUUUCCAGUUUACUUAGAUUGUCAAAUGUGUUUUUAUUGGCUAAACAUCAACAUCUGUAACAGUGAGUCAUGUACACAUACUGAAAGAAGGGCUACCUGUUUGUUCACAUUCAAACCAGGUGCAGACAUUGUUGAUGUACGUAACAUGACAUUAAACACCUUGAAAGAUUUCUGGUUUACUAGCCAGCAAAAUUAGGAAUCAAAAAUGAUGCACAACUAUUUCAACACAUUUGAUGAUUUAUUUCAUUGUAUUUUAAGCACACUUAUAUCAGAGACUCAACCUUAAAUGUGUUGUUGAGAAGAAUACAGUUAGCACUAGAGGCUUGACAAAUUCAGUGCUUACACUGCACUGUUAUUGCACUUACACUGUCAAUAUGGAAUGCUUUUCAAACCUUGAAAAUAAUUUUCAUUGAGCGUUGUCUAGAAUCCCCCUAAACUGGGCUUGUUCCCUGUACAUGGAUUAAGUCCUUGUCUUAGACUACUUAAGUGAAGAUCUCCAUUGAAAAAGAGCUUGUAGUCUCAACUAGGCUUAAUCCAUGUAUGGGGAGCUGCCCCAAAUGUUACAGACCUGCCACAACAGGCUGGAAAUGUAAUUUUUACUACUAUGUUCUUUAGUACUAUGAGAAAUAAAGUGUAUUCAUGUAAACAAA
Molecule: messenger RNA, 4612 nt
Organism: Alosa sapidissima (American shad)
Lineage: Eukaryota; Metazoa; Chordata; Actinopteri; Clupeiformes; Clupeidae
Gene: ormdl3
Product: ORMDL sphingolipid biosynthesis regulator 3
Exons: 4
Coding region: 407-868 (153 amino acids)
Biological process (GO): intracellular sphingolipid homeostasis; ceramide metabolic process; negative regulation of ceramide biosynthetic process
Cellular component (GO): endoplasmic reticulum membrane
Source: RefSeq, a predicted model, not a curated record